UCAAUUUAAACAUAAACUAAAUUGAUCUGAAGCAAAAUUGCGCUUGAACUUUGUCGCUAAUCAGAAAAGUCAUUGUUUGUUUUUGAUUUUCGAAGCGCCCCCAAUCGGCUCGAGACGUCUACUUCACAAAGCUGACGGUUGACAUCCCUCGGAAUUUUAUUCUUCAAGAAAAAUACUGAUUGUUGAAGUUGGUAACUGAUGCCUAACUUUGACAUAUCCAUCAAACAAGUAUAGUUUAAAUCCCAUAUUGACUGUGUUCAGACAGUGAUUUGACAGUGCUUGAUUAUAAUACUUUUUUCACAACUUGUAUCACAUUGGAGUUACAGAGUUGUAAGUGGUUGAAGAGCAUUUGAUUGCAGUUAAGUGAAGGUGUUUUAGGUGUGCAGCUGUGCUGCUACUAGCAGAGUAAGCAGAUACCAUGGCAUCUGUAAAGAUGGAUAAUGCUGCGAACCAUUCUAGUCCAGGAAUGAAUGAUCUCAAGGGAGAAAAUAAUGAUCAAGGUUGGAAGACAAAGUUAAAAGUCCCACCAAAGGACACAAGAGUUAAAACUACAGAUGUAACUAAUACAAAAGGAAAUGAAUUUGAGGACUUUUGCCUGAAACGUGACUUAUUGAUGGGAAUUUUCGAGAAAGGAUGGGAGUCUCCCUCCCCUAUACAAGAGGCUAGUAUACCAAUUGCUCUGACAGGCAGGGAUAUUCUUGCUAGAGCCAAGAAUGGAACAGGAAAGACUGGGGCCUAUGCAAUACCGAUUUUGGAGCGGGUAGAUAAUACUAAAGACGAAGUGCAAGCUUUAUGUGUUGUCCCUACCAGAGAGUUGGCAUUACAAACUAGUCAGAUUCUGAUUGAACUUUCCAAACAUAUCGGGGCCAAAGUUAUGGUGACCACUGGUGGAACAAACCUUAAAGAUGACAUUAUGAGAUUGUAUGAGCCUGUACAUGUUAUAGUAGCUACUCCAGGCAGAAUCCUUGAUUUAAUGAAUAAAAACCUGGUCAAGAUUGGUAAAUGUGGCAUUCUUAUUUUAGAUGAGGCUGAUAAAUUGUUAUCUCAGGAUUUUAAAGGCAUGUUAGAUAGUAUCAUUAGCCAUCUUCCAAAUGACAGACAGAUCUUGUUAUACUCUGCUACAUUUCCUCUCUCUGUUGAACAGUUCAUGAGAAAAUACCUUCACAGUCCAUAUGAGAUUAACCUGAUGGAUGAGUUGACAUUAAAAGGUGUUACACAGUACUAUGCCUUUGUGCAGGAGAAACAGAAAGUUCACUGUUUAAAUACCCUUUUCUCUAAGUUGCAAAUUAACCAGUCCAUUAUAUUCUGCAACUCUACACAACGUGUUGAGCUUCUUGCCAAAAAGAUUACAGAGUUAGGGUAUUCAUGUUUCUAUAUCCAUGCUAGAAUGAACCAACAACAUAGAAAUCGUGUGUUCCAUGACUUCAGACAGGGACUGUGCAGAAAUCUUGUGUGCUCUGAUUUGUUCACAAGAGGUAUUGACAUCCAAGCAGUAAAUGUUGUGAUCAACUUUGACUUCCCGAAACACGCAGAGACAUAUCUCCAUAGAAUUGGUAGAUCAGGCAGAUAUGGUCAUCUUGGUAUUGCUAUCAACCUUAUUACAUAUGAUGACAGAUUUUCAUUACACAAGAUUGAGAGUGAACUGGGCACUGAGAUUAAACCAAUCCCUAAAAACAUUGACAAAGCUCUCUAUGUUGCUGAAUUUCAUACCGAACCAGACAUGGACGACGAUGAUCACCCACAGAAAACAGCUAAUGGUGCACCAAAGGGAUAGGAAUCAUCAACACUAGAAUGUUUUUCACUUUGGAGUCCCGACAUCAUUUACAACUUCCAUCUGUGUUAAAGUGCUAGAUUAUGGAAUUCUUAGUGAAUGUGUUUGAAGUGAAAAUAGUGUACAUACAGCAAAGGGUUGAAAUUUUUCUGGGUGCAAAUAGUUUCGAAGAAAGGUUUUCAGCCCAAUUCAAGUUUGAAAAAAAAAAUUCAUGGGCAUUGUCUCCUUUUGAAGAAAAUUUGGAACUACAUGUAGUUAGGUAAAAAGGAAAAGCACCCAAGCAUGAUGUUUUAAGUAAAGCUCAAAAUUAAUAUGUAUAGAAAUUUGAUUGCCAAAAUUUUGUAAUUAAGGUAAACAAAGUUAAUAUUUAUGUAAGGUUAUAGCAUUUAAUGUGAAACAAAUUAUUUUGCAGCUAAGAAGCAAUUAUUUCGAAAUUCGAGGAAGAAAAAAGUAAUAAUAGCGAAAGAUCAAAAUGGAAGUCUGCUUAUGUUGCAUAUAGGGCAUAGUUGAUACUAGUGUAUUUAAAGAGAUGAUAAAUUUAACUUUGGGUUAUUUAUAAAGAAAAAUACCAAUAUUGAAUGAUAAUAAGCCUGUGUUUUUGACUUGAUGUGAUAUUUUAAAUGAAAAUACUUGUGCUUUUUGAUUGUAAUAAUUUGUAGAUUACCAGGGUGGGAGAAGAUAAGCUUUUUCACUGAUAUAAUAAUGGUAUUUUAAUGUUAUCCUGUGGCCUAUAUGCUUCAUCAACAGACUUUCUUUACUAUUUAUAAGAUAAAAAUUGAGUACAUGUGAUGAUAUGCAACACUUGUUAUAUACAGGUGAACUUUAAUUAGUUCACUGUUUUUAGAAACUUCUGACUACUGUUUAUAUAAAUGAAUGCCAGUUCAGUUCUAUGAAAAGCGUUUUAUUUGAUUAAGUGGUAAUGACAAUGUUCAGUUAGACUUUCAUUUGGAAACACAAAAUUAUUAAUUUUGUGGUGUUGAACUAUUUUAAAAGCUUUAUCAAAUUUAAUAUAUGGACAGUUAAACAGUUUAUAUACAUUGAAGUAUUGUGUACCUUAAGAAAAAUGUUACCUAAUGUAAUAAUGGUGGGAGGCUUAUUUGCUAUGUAAAACAACAAAAACACCAAAAAUGUGUUGAAGAAAUAAUGUUAGAUUUGUUAUAAAAUAAACAUUGUCUUGCUGCCAUAUCUAGAAAAGGCUGAACUGUUUGACCGUUUAAUUUGACAGAUAAAAAAAGAAACUGAACUGGUUUUCAUUCAUGUAGACUUCACAGACCUUAGAUAAAGGCAGCAAUAUAAAAUCAUUAUUUCACCACAAUUCUCUCAUCUUUUUUGUAUUUCAAUCAGACUUAAUGUCUUGAUUUUUAUUUCACCAGCCUUAUUUUGUAUUUGAGAUAAUUUGAUACCCCCCACUGUAACUGUCCACUCACUAUCUGAACACAGUCAAUAUUAAAUGUCUUACAUACAAAACCCUUGCAACCUCAUAUUUUGAUUACGCAGAUUUACCAAGUUGAACAAUAAGGAGUAAACACAAAAACAAACUUUGAUUGAUGACAUUGUUCUUUUUUAUUGUUGCAAAAUUUUUAUGUAGGUUUUUUUGGUAAUUCUUCAGUAAGUGUUAAGGGAAAAAAAGAGAAAACUUUUUUGAUAAAAUCAUCAUAUAUAUGUAAAAUGAUAUAAUUACUAAAAAUCUUACUCUUUGACAACAAGGAAUGUGUAACAAAGAUAAAGUUCUCAAUUUUUCUCAAAAACUCCUUUAGCAAACAAUUACAAACUUGACAAGACAGACUUUUUUUCUCCAAUUAAAAAUGAGGGCAUUAAAGCUCAUUUCAGUUGCUUUGAUAUUUGAACCAUAAAAUUUAUCUUACUGAACUUAUCAGUCACUGUAUUUUAAUUGAGGAAAAUGUUUAUUGUUGUUAGAAUUCUGUAGUUAUUGACUGUGGUUCAGUGAUUUUGUUGUCGGGAAGAAGUUCUGUUUUGUUUGCAGCAAUAUUGGUUAUAUGAAGGGCAGAUACUUUUAUUGUUAUACAAUAUCAAGUUGAUUAAUUUAGCCCCACACAAAUUAAGGUAGUCAAGUUUGUCACUUAAGCUGGCAGGUAAAAUGCAAUGUUUCUGAAACCUGGGGAUUUUAACCAAUGAAAAUCUAUUUGAAGUUAUAUAGCAAUAAAGUUCUCCCUCUUAUUUUUAAGAAACUUAAGUUUGUGAUUGUUUGCAAGUGCUACAGUAAUUGGUUUCAUAUAUUAUUUUCAUGAUUUUUUCAUCUUUUACUCAAAGGAAAACUAGAAAGAAUAAAUUGUGAUAAUUUGUUAUGGGCCUGAUUUUGUAAAAAAAAACUUGCAAUAUAUUCUGUAUUUUACCUAGCUAACUUUUUGUAGGUCUGUUGAAGUUACGUUUAUUAGGAGUUUGAAUUAUGUUAAAGAUAUACUAUGCUCAUCUUUGAGUAAAAUAUUUUUAUUGCGAAAUUUAGUGAAAUCUAUAAAAAUUCUUCCUGAAUAUGUCUUAUUUAAAUCAAAGAACGUACAAACUAUGUAUGAGAAUCUGCGUUCCUUGUUACGGGUAAAAAAAAGCUGGUCCUUUCUAAAAAAAACACAAAAAAACUGCCAGUUUUUUUAAUGACGGUAUGUCCACUUACAGUGUGUAGGAUUUAAAUCACAACAUAUCUACUUAGUGUGAAGUUAAAAGGUAUUAUUUUAUAUUUACAAAAAGACUUUGUAGCAAUAAUCAGUGUCUUCAUAUAUCAAAUUUGAGCAUAGUAUAUUUUCAAGUACAUUCUAAGAAUUAUGAGCAUGAUGUUUUUUAAGUUGUUUGUAUGAAAAUUGUUAAGGGCAUUCGGUGGUUUUAGAUAAGUAAGCUAAAAUUUCUUCUGCUUUUCCUUUGAUAGAACUUGAGAACUUCAUAGAUGUAAAUAAUGUAAAUUAUUCUAUUUUUGUAUAGAAAGAUGUUUAAUCAUUUGUAGAGAACAAUGAUUAGUUUGACCUGUUAACACAUGGUGCACUCUAAGAAAUAGAGUUUAAUUUUUGUUUUGAAGGAAUUCAGUGUUUCAGUACAGUUUUGUGGCACCAUGGCAAAAACUUCAUACAUUUUCAAGAACUGGUGUAUUUUUAAAAUAUGCUGGAACUUAUGUGAAUAAAAGGGAAGUGUCUAGUUGCCAUUUUUGUGUUCAGCAAGUCGAAACUUUUUAUAUAAAACCAGGGAUUUUCUAGAGCAAAACAAAAUUAAGACUUGUUUUAUGAAGAAGAAAAUAAACAGUUGUAUUAUUAUAUUGACAGCUCCUCUUAGAUGUAUUGUAGUUUAUUUAGAAAGUGAAUAUUAUCAUAAUGCCAGCGUAAAUGGAAUUUGAGACUUGAUUUUAUGAUUACAAGAGGGAAAAGUGAAGAGACAUAUUUAUUAGGAUAUCUAAGAAUGAGACUAAUCUUACAAUGUGUAUUUAUAGAAAUGUAGAGCUCUUUUUUUUACAAUACCUGGUGUACCAGAUACUGACUGGUUAUAUGAAUUACAAGUGGUGAAAAAUCUAGGAACAAUGUCUCGAAAUCAUCAGAACCAAACUUGUAGUCACAUGUUUAUAUAAGCUGUGGCAAUAUGGUUGUGUAAAACAACUUGCAUAGGGAUAGUAUACUGAGAUUGACAGUUGAAAAAUGCUACCCUUUUAUGUCAAUGUAAUUAGGGCAUAUGCCUUUCCAUUUAUGUAGUUACAGUGAUUUUGAAAUCAAAGAGUUACGAAAAAUUGCCACCGGUCAUUUGUUGCUGGUGGUAUGAUGAGAACAGCAAGAGAUAUUAAAUGUGAAAGAUUUAAGACAAGUGUCAGAAGUGCAUUUUUUUCAUAUGAAUAAAACCGUGUUUUUAGGAAAAAGGGAAAGACAGAAGAAUAGAUAACGAAAAAAAAACAAAUAAGUGUCACUUUUCAACUGAUCUCAUUUUGUGCUGAAAUGAUGGUAUUAACAAAAAAAGCUGACUUCUUGUCUUGUGUCAGCUCCUUGGACAAACAUCAGUGAUAUCUGACAAGAAGUAGAAAGAAUGGCAUAUCCAGGAAGACUCGAGUCAUCACAUAUAUACAUUCAUUACUUGUGUAGAAAGCCAUAGGUUUCUCGUGAAGCUAGCAAGUGUCUAAAACAAUACAUUUAGAAUUCUAUGGAUUUCUGUGCAUAUUUUUCAUAUAGUCAUAAAACUUGAUAGAAUUGCAGUAUUGAAUGACUUGAAUGAUUUUUUGUAUACAAUUCUGUGUUUUAUACAAAACUUGAUUUUACAGAAGUUGUGGAGAGAUCAAACAAAGUGAAGUAAUUGGGACAAAAUCUAGGUAGAACCGGCCUAUACAUGUGGUUUUGUGCCUUAGGUUGGUUAAUAGAUUGUGAGGAAUUUGUUUUAUUUUAAAAGAGUAGAUUUGUCAAGACUUGAAAGAGGUAUAUGGUGCAAUUUCAUGCAUUUUUUGCACCAUGUAUCUUAAAGAAAUUGAGAAAAACUUUACAAAAAAAUUGUUAUUUUAAAGAUAGAUAAAAUAUAUUGGAUGUUUAUUUUAGUUUCGGCAACCUCACAUUGUCGAGGCCAAGGUCACUUGAAUAACCAUCUGAUUGUUAUCUAUCUGUGUAAGGAUUGUUAAGCUUGGCAACUUUCUUAUUUCAACAUUGGAUUACAGAAAUGUUAUUGAGAUUGUUUUUUACUAAAUGGCAAAACUUAAAAAGUUGUAUCCAGUUGAAGUUGAUUGUUGUACCAUGCCAUACAGUCUGUGUUCCUGCAACAUAGAAUUUUUCAGAAUAAUACGAGGGUUUUUUAUCAAUUUUUUUUUUUAAAGGAUAGCGAUUUAAAAGAAGUAGGGUUAUUUGGUCCCUGAAAAAUUAUGUUGUAGGAACUGUGAAAAUGCAUCAUUAUAACUAUUUACAAGCAAGUUUUACAGAAUACAAAAUGAGUAUUAACAGUUCUAUUUAUAUUCUAUAUUUUAACAUGUUUCAGGAAAGAGGUUUUGGUUGGUGUAUUAAGGGAAGUGUUGUAUAAAUCUGUAAAUCAAUGAUUUUACAGCAUUUUCUUGACUGGAAGUGUAUUCAUGUGGAAAAUUUGAUAUUGAACUGU
Messenger RNA from Ruditapes philippinarum (Manila clam), 6829 nucleotides. Its product is annotated as ATP-dependent RNA helicase me31b-like. NCBI's taxonomy places the organism in Eukaryota, Metazoa, Mollusca, Bivalvia, Venerida, Veneridae. The record is from RefSeq and is a predicted model, not a curated record. Gene Ontology annotation, molecular function: RNA helicase activity; ATP binding; mRNA binding. The transcript has 11 exons. Gene Ontology annotation, cellular component: cytoplasmic stress granule; P-body. Gene Ontology annotation, biological process: P-body assembly; cytoplasmic stress granule assembly. Bases 419 to 1774 code for a protein of 451 amino acids.